AAACUCAAAUAUUGACUAAAUGAUCAAGGUUGUAUAAAAUACUGAAAGACAGACUAUUUGUGGGCCGGUUAUUUUAAAAGGAAUCAUAUUUCGUUAAUAAACUUCAGGACAUUAUUGAUACGCAACAGCAAUCACUUGAAAUUUAAAGCUUUGGCAGCCAAGAGCUAUUAACAUUUUCGUGUAAACGUGUGCUUAUAUCAUUUUCUGAAAUCGGAUUUGUACAUCGCACAAUAUUUUGAAGGAAUAAAAGGAAAUUGCAGUAAAAGUGACAUAAUAUCAAUCUUGUUAAGAUUAAAAUUUGUGUCGUGCCAUCAUGGAUCCGAGGGUUUUAUUCUUUGCUGGACUUUUAUUAACAGGGAGUGUGCCUUCCUGUAAUGCUCGACGCUCCGGCGAUGAUGACUCUUGGUUCAGCCUGACGAAUCUUGUCAUGGGCGGCGUUGCUGGGAUAGGUGCCGUUGUUGCGGCACCCGUUGUGCUAGGGGCAGCUGGGUUUGGAGCCGCUGGUGUUGCGGCCGGAUCGUUGGCGGCUGCCGUUCAGGGACCAGCAGUUGUUUCUGGGAGUGCAUUUGCGCUUGCGCAAAGUGCAGGUGCGGCUGGUCUUGGAGUCGGGGCUAAGGCCGCAUUGUUUAUGGGAGGGGCGGCUGCUGGGUCUGCAGCCAGCAAGAAGAACGAUGAUGAAUAAACACAUUUGUCAACUGUUAUAUUUUGUUUCCAUUAAAUACACUGUGCUUAUAGUUAUAUUUCAAUUGUUUAGACCACCUUGAAUAUAUAAUUAAAAAUAUGUAAAGGUUUAAACACUUUAAAUUGAAAAAAAGUUCUACUUAUUGAAUUAAAUGGUGUAUUCAUUGCUAAGGCAACCUUAAAGAGAAUUAUUAUUAUUUAAUCCUAUUUACUUGAUUAUAUUAAGACAAUGCAAAUAAGUAUCAACUUUUGUUACAAUCCAGUUAUGUUUAUUCAUUAGCUUUCAAACUAUUAUUUGUUGUAUAUCGUUGCAUCUCUUUUCUAUUAUACGUUUGAACUUCAAUAUAACCAACAUUUAUUCAACACUCAACUGUAAUAAAGCUUCUUUGAAAUGAAAUAAGUUUAUUUUCAUUCAUACAUAGAUUCGGGUCCGUGUAUAGACCGUCUUUUCGUUUUUCGUUUUUUACAAUUGAAAGUAUAAAACGAAAAAGGAACAUAAAUAUCAUUUUUGGUUUUUCUAAUGAUUGAAUAGAAAACUAAAAUUUAUAGACUUGAAAGAGCGAUGUUGACUGGGAUCAAAAUAUAUACAACCGUUGCCUGAACACGGGUUUCGAAACUCUAAUCCCCAUUGCCACAUCUUGAAAAUUAUU
Mya arenaria is the source of this 1331-nucleotide messenger RNA. Its product is annotated as interferon alpha-inducible protein 27-like protein 2. Gene Ontology annotation, cellular component: membrane; mitochondrion. The transcript has 4 exons. The record is from RefSeq and is a predicted model, not a curated record. Gene Ontology annotation, biological process: apoptotic signaling pathway. Bases 314 to 682 code for a protein of 122 amino acids. NCBI's taxonomy places the organism in Eukaryota, Metazoa, Mollusca, Bivalvia, Myida, Myidae.